CGACCAAGCCGGUCUUCGUUCCGACGCGGAGCUUUGCGGCCUCAUCUUCCAUGAAGGAGGCAGCUGCCACUCUACCUGCGAAGAAGCCCGUGGGCGCAUUCCGUGGAGGAAUCUUCGGCUUCCUCUCCGGCUCGCUUGCUGCCGGCGUUGCCGUCUAUUACUAUGUACUGGCCGAGUACAGAAUUUCCAAUGAGAUGUUGACUGAAGAUAUUUAUGCUCUUCAAACGGCUACUCAAAAGCUGCACACCUAUAUCGGCGAGCUAGAAGCCAAGGUCGACCAACUCAAAAAGACUAAAUAACCGGACAGCAUAUCUACUGCCACGGUCUUCUUUCUUCUUCUCCGUUCUGAUAUCAAGGGUCUGUUUGUUUCCAAUUACUACUUCUGCCGGAGUUCAUCGCCCCACGGGCCUUAGCAUAGUAUUUUGACCUGCUUCCUCAGACGCAGUUUCUGUGGGAACGAGCAUCGUAAAAUUUCAUUGAUGAGGGGCUAUGUGUAUGCUCUCAACGGUAUAUGCAGAUGUUACUUAUUCGAGUAAGUCUGGCAGCAGAGAUACAUAUUCAAUGUGAGAUCAAUC
Aspergillus saccharolyticus JOP 1030-1 is the source of this 575-nucleotide messenger RNA. RefSeq lists its product as uncharacterized. Lineage: Eukaryota; Fungi; Ascomycota; Eurotiomycetes; Eurotiales; Aspergillaceae. The transcript is spliced from 3 exons. The record is from RefSeq and is a predicted model, not a curated record. Bases 51 to 299 code for a protein of 82 amino acids.